AUGACCACCACUGUAGGGCAGUUGAUUGAUAUCUUCUACUCACAGCCAGCGUUUCCCGAACCUGAGUUUUCUACCGACCCACAGCCGAAUCUGAGUCGGAAAGGAUGGACGGAUCAUUUCGAGCCGAUAACUCGACGAAGCGUCUACCAACCAACCAAGGAAUCUAUCGACGGCUUUCUGGGUCCUGGCCUUGACACCGAGCAUCGGGCCUUAUCCGAAAUUGAUGAUGCUGGUCUUCGAAACCCAGUCCACUCGCUGAAUUCAGCUUCCGAAUCAAUCCUGAGCGAAGGCGACGUGGACCGUGAUUUCUAUCAAUAUUUCGAACCUGGCUUUCGUUUCGCCUUCACCGGCAGGCCAUUCUUCUGGCCGAGGUCGCUGGCGGGCCCGACCGGACCGACAAACACGCCGGUUACAGUCGACUACCAGUUGACUUGGCCCAUGCAAAACAAUAUAGAGAGAGCCGCCAUAAUCGGCGAGAUGAAGCAGCCGUUCGUAAUUAAAGAGCUUGAAUGGACGACGGGCCAAGCUCCUUCCACCCUGACGCAGAGGCUUCAAAGGGAGAUGCGGGGAUACGCAUAUCAUUACCGGUGCCCGCAGGUUUUCGUGUUUGAUUCGGUACACCUCCUCGUCGUACAAUUCAGAGCCAGGGAUAGAGAGGAUAUCAAGAGUCCUGGUUGCCCUGUCGACUGUUGCGUCAUACCGCGGCACCCUAAGUACCAGGAUCAGUGCACAAUUCAGUACGCACUGUAUCGAUUAGCUUGGAGAGGCUGGAUGCGCCUGUCGGCGACGCUGGCAAACGGGGGCUCGCUGCCUGUUAGCAUUGGUGGGAUAAACCGUGUCUACGAGAAAUGGUCAGGGCGGCCGAUGUGGGAAGUGGCUCUUGGCGCGUACGAAUUUGGUCAGCCCAACGGAUACAGACGCCAGUUUAUAAGGGAUCAGACGGGCGGGUUCUGGGUCUGGGUAGACAACGACAGGAACAUAUUGACGUACGACACUGGGAACUGUUUGCAGUAA
Molecule: messenger RNA, 1014 nt
Organism: Podospora bellae-mahoneyi
Lineage: Eukaryota; Fungi; Ascomycota; Sordariomycetes; Sordariales; Podosporaceae
Exons: 2
Coding region: 1-1014 (337 amino acids)
Source: RefSeq, a predicted model, not a curated record